This is a messenger RNA of Trachemys scripta elegans, 3187 nucleotides long. RefSeq names its product synaptotagmin binding cytoplasmic RNA interacting protein (gene SYNCRIP). The transcript has 11 exons. Gene Ontology annotation, cellular component: nucleus; CRD-mediated mRNA stability complex; ribonucleoprotein complex. The record is from RefSeq and is a predicted model, not a curated record. Gene Ontology annotation, molecular function: mRNA 5'-UTR binding. Bases 351 to 1889 code for a protein of 512 amino acids. Gene Ontology annotation, biological process: CRD-mediated mRNA stabilization. NCBI's taxonomy places the organism in Eukaryota, Metazoa, Chordata, Testudines, Emydidae.
CGCCCCCCUCCUCCCCGAGCCGAGUGGAAGGGGCUGGGGUUGGUGCCAGCAGCGGCGUGAGCGCUCGAGCGGCCGCCAUUUUACGCCAGCUCCAGCACACUGUCCGGACACGCCGCGGGAGCGGAGAGGGGCAGCUCCUCCGCACGCCGAGCCGCCAGCCGCGCCCCGAGCCCCUUCGCUCGGCCUUCUCCCCCACAGCGACAGGGCUAGUUGCACACAGUGAUCUAGAUGAAAGAGCUAUUGAAGCUUUAAAGGAAUUUAAUGAAGAAGGUGCAUUGGCAGUACUUCAGCAGUUUAAAGACAGUGAUCUUUCACAUGUUCAGAACAAAAGUGCCUUUUUAUGUGGAGUCAUGAAAACAUAUAGACAGAGAGAAAAACAGGGGACCAAGGUGGCAGACUCUAGCAAAGGACCAGAUGAGGCAAAAAUUAAGGCACUCUUGGAAAGAACAGGCUAUACACUUGAUGUGACUACUGGACAGAGGAAGUAUGGUGGUCCUCCUCCAGAUUCUGUGUAUUCAGGACAACAGCCUUCUGUUGGUACAGAGAUAUUUGUGGGCAAGAUUCCAAGAGACUUAUUUGAAGAUGAGCUUGUUCCAUUAUUUGAGAAAGCUGGGCCUAUCUGGGAUCUGCGCUUAAUGAUGGAUCCACUAACUGGUCUAAAUAGAGGAUAUGCUUUUGUCACUUUCUGUACUAAAGAGGCAGCUCAGGAGGCUGUUAAACUGUACAAUAAUCAUGAAAUUCGUUCUGGAAAACACAUUGGUGUAUGCAUCUCUGUUGCCAAUAAUAGGCUUUUUGUUGGCUCUAUUCCUAAGAGUAAAACCAAGGAACAGAUUGUUGAAGAAUUUAGUAAAGUAACAGAGGGUCUCACGGAUGUCAUAUUGUAUCAUCAACCUGAUGACAAGAAAAAGAACAGGGGUUUUUGUUUCCUUGAAUAUGAAGAUCACAAAACUGCUGCUCAGGCCAGACGUAGGUUAAUGAGUGGAAAAGUGAAAGUCUGGGGAAAUGUUGUUACAGUUGAAUGGGCUGACCCUAUAGAAGAUCCAGAUCCUGAAGUUAUGGCAAAGGUGAAAGUGCUGUUUGUGCGUAACCUUGCCAAUACUGUAACAGAGGAGAUUCUAGAAAAGGCCUUCAGUCAAUUUGGAAAAUUAGAGCGAGUGAAGAAACUAAAAGAUUAUGCUUUCAUUCAUUUUGAUGAACGGGAUGGUGCUGUAAAGGCAAUGGAAGAAAUGAAUGGCAAAGAUUUAGAGGGAGAAAAUAUUGAAAUUGUGUUUGCUAAGCCACCAGAUCAAAAAAGAAAAGAACGGAAAGCUCAGAGACAAGCGGCUAAAAAUCAAAUGUAUGAUGAUUACUACUAUUACGGUCCACCUCAUAUGCCCCCACCAACACGAGGUCGAGGUCGAGGAGGUAGAGGUGGUUAUGGAUAUCCUCCUGAUUAUUAUGGAUAUGAAGAUUAUUAUGAUUAUUAUGGCUAUGACUACCAUAACUAUCGUGGUGGAUAUGAAGAUCCUUAUUAUGGUUAUGAAGAUUUUCAAGUUGGAGCUAGAGGAAGGGGUGGUAGAGGAGCAAGGGGUGCUGCUCCAUCCAGAGGCCGCGGGGCUGCUCCUCCCCGUGGCAGAGCCGGUUAUGCACAGAGAGGUGGUCCUGGAUCAGCAAGAGGCGUUCGUGGUGCGAGAGGAGGUGCCCAGCAACAAAGAGGCCGCGGGGUACGUGGUGCGAGGGGUGGCCGCGGUGGAAAUGUAGGAGGAAAGCGCAAAGCUGAUGGGUACAACCAGCCAGAUUCCAAGCGGCGCCAGACCAAUAAUCAGAACUGGGGCUCCCAACCCAUUGCUCAGCAACCGCUCCAAGGUGGUGAUCAUUCUGCAGGGAAAAGGGGUCGAGGCCGGUCCUGACCUGUUACAAUGAAGACUGACUUGCUAUGUGGGAUUACACCAGAAGCUUGCAGUGGAGUAAUGGUAAGGAAAUCAAGCAACCUUAAGUAUCUCGGCUGUAUAGGAGCAUAUUCUAUUGCAGAAGACCUUCCUGCGAAGAUCAUGGAUUCAAAUAUGGGACAUUUUGAACUAAUACUUGGACUUUGAUAUGAAUUUCUUUAACAGUUUUCUCUGCAGUGCAAAUUAUUAAACUAAAGCUAUUCUAUUACCCCAAUGUGUUCAAAAAAUCCUUAACUUCUAGCAUGGUAUCUUCAUAAAGAAUAAAGUUCUUCUUAAAAAAAAAAAAAAAAUCUGCUUUAAGUGGGUUUUCCCCUCCAGGUUUUCUUAAUUAUAAGGAUUCCAAAAGUGGUAUUCUCUUGAAUUCUUGCAUUGAAAUUUUUAUUGCAGUGAUAUAGAUGAAUGCCAUCAUUGGUAUCCUUAAAUUUUAUUUCUGCUCAUGAAGGUUAAUCAUGAUUGUCUAUAUAGUAAUCACUUUUGGAUUGUGUUCAGAUACAGCAGUUUCAGGUGUAAUCAUCAGAGCUGGUUAGUCAGGCAUUCCAGAUAGUGGUUCUUUUCAGAACCUUUUUUAAAGGGUUGGUUAACUACCUCAGUAGCAGAGGAUUGAACUAUACCCUGUCUGUACUGUACAUAGAAAAUCUUUGUAGAUAAAAGCAAGGCUUGUUUAAUAUGAUAUGAGGGUAAGAUAAUAUACCAAAUGUAACAUUCUUAGUUGCCUUUAGUUUCAGAGGCUUUGUAAGAUUUCCUCAUGACCAUCGUAACAGGCCUUGCUUUUGUCGUAUUUUGUGGCUGAAAAAGCAGCCUUGCUUCUUCAGAUAUUGUAGUUAUUUGGAUGUAUAAUAGUUUAGCAAGAUGUUACUUUUGUAAGACAUCAGAUGUUCAAAAAAGUGCAUCAGCAACUUGUACUAAAUACUGCAGUGUCCCUUUAUAAAAGGUCAGACUAAAACUGACAACUGUACAGUGAAGCCUGACAUUUGGAUAUUUUGAAGUUUUUCAUAAAUCAUAGAAAAUAGUAUAUGGCUGUAGUUUAGCUUUUUAGGUAAAAGGUAUGUUUUCAUUAGUGCAUUUCUUAUUGCUGAUCACUGUAAAAACAUGUGGAUCAGCUUUCCAUUUCUCUUAUGCAGAUCAUGAUAACCUGUAGAGUAGAGUACAAUCAUUUGUGCUAUGUUUUUAAUUUUCUAAAGCACCUUGAUGACAGUGAGUGUUCAGUGGUGAAGCAUCCUCUAUUGAAUCACCUUUCCAAAAAAUAAACAAACAAAAAA